This is a messenger RNA of Candida dubliniensis CD36, 1233 nucleotides long. Its product is annotated as tRNA:m4X modification enzyme. The coding region runs from base 1 to 1233 and encodes 410 amino acids. NCBI's taxonomy places the organism in Eukaryota, Fungi, Ascomycota, Pichiomycetes, Serinales, Debaryomycetaceae. Gene Ontology annotation, biological process: tRNA methylation. The record is from RefSeq and is a predicted model, not a curated record. The transcript has a single exon.
AUGACAGCACAAGAAACAAAGAAAAGAAAGGUAGAACAAAAUGUCUUAACCUGUGAAUAUAUUUUACCUAAAAAGAAUAGAAGAUGCAAAAUGUUACGUAAGAAAGAUGCAAAAUAUUGUUCAGAACACUUGAUUCAUGAUGAAAAUUUUAAUGGAGAAAGAAUAGCUUGUCCCUUUAGUUCCAGUCAUACGGUGUGGAAAAAGGAUUUGAAACAACAUUUGAGAAAAUGUAACGAUAGACCAAAGGAGAAUACCAACUCAUGUUAUGAACUUGAUUUCAAUAAACAGUUAAACAACGCUGAAAACUUUGAAUUGGGUAAUGAGGAGGAAGAGGAAAAUACUGAAUUGAUGGAAAAGUGCAUUCACAUCUUGCAAAAAAUACAAUUUGAACCACUAGAGUUUAGGAUACUUCAUCAUGAGGGAUUGGAAACAAGAUUGCAAGAGAAAACCAAUCAGAAACACCCCAUACAACAAAAUUCCAUAAUUGCCAACAUGGAGCUGAUGGGUUUACUCAAUAACUCAUUUUUUUACUUAGAGUUUGGUGCUGGUAAAGGUGAAUUACUGAGAUACUUGAAUCAAUGUAUAUUACAACAAAGGACUAGCAGUUCAUGUACUUAUGGGUUUGGAUUAAUUGAUCGGGGCAAGAACAGAUUGAAAGCCGACAGCAAGAUCAUUUCUGAUUCCGAAGCAGUACACAUCAAGCCACAAAUAAAAAGGAGCAAGAUAGACAUCAAAGACUUGAAUUUAGAUAAAUUUCUCGUUGACCUAAAGAUUAAUAAAGUUGUCGCGAUUUCGAAACAUUUAUGCGGAGCAGCAACUGAUCUCACGUUGAAACUGAUAUUCAAUUCGACGCUAUUGCUGAAUGAUCAAUUUGGAGGUGCCUUGAUUGCAAUGUGCUGUCGCCAUGUAUGCUCCUUGGACCAAUUACUACCACAAUCUAGGAAGUAUUUGCACGACCACGAUUUCAAAACUGUACAGUCAUUCAAUAUAUUGAAGAAAUUAGUUUCAUGGGCAGUGGACAAGAAGGAUGCACAAGAAAAUAGUAUACUUGGUUUCAAUAGCCAACAAAGAGAAGAAAUUGGGUUAAAAGCUAGAAGAUUAAUCGAUGAAUCCCGAGUUCAUGCUUUAAAAUCUAUUUUGGAUGAUAAAUACAAAGUGGAGAUAUUCUGGUAUGUUCAAAAAGAUGUGACUCUAGAAAACGUCUGCUUAUCAAUUUCUAAAAGAACUAAAUAA